Portunus trituberculatus (swimming crab) is the source of this 1857-nucleotide messenger RNA. RefSeq names its product UPF0764 protein C16orf89 homolog. The record is from RefSeq and is a predicted model, not a curated record. Gene Ontology annotation, cellular component: cytosol; membrane. NCBI's taxonomy places the organism in Eukaryota, Metazoa, Arthropoda, Malacostraca, Decapoda, Portunidae.
ACAUUUCAUUAACCAAGUGGACAGUUUAGUGAUCCCGUAAAGUCGUCUCAAACACAGCACAGUGAAAGCGAGGAAGCGACACACCCUGGCCCAUUCCCUUUACUGGCCAUGUGAUAGAGGGCCAUGAGGUGUCAAAACAACCCCGUGCCGGCUGUCCUAGUGGCACUCCUGGCACUGGCGAGGCCCUGUGACCCUAAGGCGGCGGGGAGGUCAGCGGUGAGGUCAAUGGAGGUCAGGGAAGGGGAGGCGCCGCUGCUGCCCUCUGUGAUCGCUGCGCUGGACAGAUUGGUGACUUACUAUGAGAAGAGUCACCAUUUGCUUCACCUCGAUGGCAUUUUUGGGGCCAAGGCCAUUGAAGGGCAGCUCAACUUGGUGGUGGCCAAACACAACAAGGGUCUGCUCAGUGAUGCUGUCGACUACCUCAUGAAGAACGAACUGGCCCAAAUGGCGACCAGAGCAGGGCGAGUGGUGCGUCUGGCCCUCCCACACCUGCAGGAGAGCCAACCAGUGUCCAUGCACAGACUGAGACGCCUCUUUCAACUCUCCUGGGACAUUGGACACUCUCAUCGCAGGGUUGAUCUCACUCUGCUGUGGGAUAGAACGACCAGGGCACGCGCAGCACAACACAGCCUCACUGAUUCCGAGACAGACCGGUGCCUGGCGGAGGUGCUGGAGCCGACCAAUGGGGUGGUGUGCGGCAUGAGUCAGUGGUGCCAGGAGGCCAUGACGCAGCCCGGCCAUGCAAGUUAUGGCCUCACUCACCAGAUACUCUACUCCAUUGUUGCAGAGAUGAGCGGGUGUGGGAGCCGUUUGGAGCAGUGGCUGGUCAAACACAAGCGCACGGCAAGUUUGGAGCAGCUACAGGCGGAAAUGUGUGCAAACUUGUAUGUCCAAGCGUGUUCCUUGCCUCCAAGCCUGCAGCGACAUCCCAACCCUGCAGCCGUGUGGGACCUCUUCCUUGAGAUGGAGUUUGUGUGUGGAAUGCUGGGGUACUCGCAGUUCCUACAGGAGGGGUGGCUGAUGGGAAUCCUACACUGGCAGGACCCCUCAGGAUGCUUCAAGGCCACACCCACCUCCAUGCCCCCCACUGCAGUGCCCCACCACUCCCCUGCCCCCUCCUCUGCCCCCCCUGGCCCCCUUCAUCACCAGCAACACCACUGGCCCACACAGGGGUACGGCUGCCUCGCUCAUCUCACCGGAGUGGCUGCAUCCUCAUUGGCUGUCCACCUCCAUUCCCUCCUCUACGCCGGCCAAUCAGAAAUGCCGUCCGUCUCCGCCCCCCGCACCCUGCCCCCUGUCCCGGCCUUCAACCUCCAGCCCCCCCCAAAUGCCCCCAUAGGCUCAGGAAUUAUUGUAAACAGGCCAUUGUUUCGAGGGGACAUUCACUCUGGUCUAAACAGAGUGGCGUCACAGGAGAGGUCUUUAGAGGACAAGGCAGACCUCCUCCUGCAGCGACUGGAGGAGGAGAAGAAGGAGGGGAAGGAGAGAGAGAAGAAGGAGAGAAACAGAAAACGGAAACAGGACCCCAAACUUCCCCCGGGGCACUCCAGACACUUGGCACUCCCGGAAUUAGCAGUGCCACUCUCCUUGCCUGUCUCAGUGUCAGUGCCAGGGUCAGUGCCAGCCUCCCCCCUCACCGCAGCCCCCUCUCCCGCCCCCCUCUGGUGUGUGGCGGCCAGUGUGGUGUUGGUGGCGAUCAUGUUGGCGCGUUAUGUGCACAGCCGCCGCCGCCGCUGUAACCUAGUAGGCCUAAAAGGAAAGUUUAGGCUGUGAAUUGGUGUUUUUAUUUAUUUAUUUAUUUAUUUAUUUUAUUUAUUUAUUUUUUUUUUUUUUGCUGUUUUUUUUCUCCAUUUUAAU